Syzygium oleosum is the source of this 2022-nucleotide messenger RNA. Its product is annotated as protein OCTOPUS-like. The record is from RefSeq and is a predicted model, not a curated record. The transcript has a single exon. The coding region runs from base 139 to 1860 and encodes 573 amino acids. Lineage: Eukaryota; Viridiplantae; Streptophyta; Magnoliopsida; Myrtales; Myrtaceae.
UUCGCUUCACUCGCAUGUUCACCUAACCUGAAAAACUCCCAACCGAAACUGCACCGAUCUCCACUCGCCGAGUUCACUCACUCACUCGCCCCUCCCUUUCCCUGAUAUGCGCCGGCCGCUCCCUCCGUCGAUCCGCCGAUGACCCACCAAGGCCGAGCCCAGAGCCACCGCCUCACCACCUGCCCCCGCCACCCCACCGCCACCCCUGUCACCGGCUUCUGCGCCUCCUGCCUCCGGGAGCGCCUCGCCGGCAUCGACCCCUCCACCCACCAGGAGAUCGCCGGCCGCCACCCGAGCCACCCCCUCCGCCGCUGCAAGUCCUACUCCUCCUCCGCCAGGCGCGACGGGCUCUCCGGCGCCUCCGCCGAGCCCCGCCGCAAAUCCUGCGACGUCCGGGCCCGGAGCACGCUUUCCGAUCUUUUCACCCUCGACGACGGAGAGAAAUGCGAGAGAGGCGAGGCCUUGUUCGGGUUGAGGGAAGAGGAUGAGAAUGAGCGGGAGCCGGAGGAGGAGGAGGAGGAGCACGAGGAAAUUAGGGUUUGCGUGAGAAGCGUCCAAGCGAAUGAGAAUGUUGUCAAUAAUGGGAGUGUCGACGAGGGUUUUGAUGAUGAGGCGGAGUUCAAGACCAUGAAGGAGUUUAUAGAUCUCGAGUGGCAGAGCAAGAAGCAGACGAGGAAGAACAUCAGGGGCUUGUUGGAGGCAGCAUCUGUGUUUCGGCGGAGAUUGGGGAAAUGGCAUCGGAAGGAGAAGAUGAAGAAGCAAUGUGGUGGUAAUGGUGACGAUCUGGGGGUUGCAGCGGAUGCGACAGGAAAGAUCAGUCUGAGGAAGUUGAGGGAAGCACAAUCUGAGGUCGGAGAGUAUAGAUUGGGAAGAAGAUCGUGCGAUACGGAUCCGAGACUGUCGGUUGAUGCUGGUAGGGUCUCGGUCGAUGAAGUGAGGUGCUCCUUCGACGAGCCGAGGGCAUCUUGGGAUGGGUAUUUGGUCGGGAGGAGUUAUCAGUACCCGCGGCUCAAUCCGAUGGUGUCGUUUCUCGAGGACGUGAAGGUGAUCGAUAUUGGUUUCAAGAACAGGGUUUUGGUUGAAGACAAGUUGAAGGUGGUGAAUGAGGAGGGUGGGAGGAGCCCCGGUGGGUCUGUUCAGACGAGGGAUUAUUACAAGGAGCCAUUUUGUUCACAGAGGCGGAGGAGGAGUUUCGAGCGGUUGAAUUCCACUAGGAAGGGAAGUUUAGUGGAUGUUGAUGAUGUGAAGUUGGUAUCGAAUAUGAAGAUCUCUCCUGCCUCCACAGAAUUAUUUUACGGGGCAAAAUUGCUCAUUGCGGAGGAAGAAUUGAGGGGUUCGAGCUCAAAGUCCAGCAACGAUGAUAGGACGGAGAGUACCGAGUCUGCAUCAAAGGAUGAUGGUUCUAUUGCUGGUGGGGUUGAUGAGAAACAGUUCAAGAAGUUGCCUGCUUGGCGAAAAGCAUGGAAUGUCUGGGGUUUGAUUCAGAAAAGGAGCGAGCGCAAAUGCAUUGUUGAGGAAAGUCAUGCUACUGAAAAUUUGGAAGAGCAGCUGCCGCGAGUCUCCAAUGGAGAAGCAAAUGGUGCUCUGAGCCAGAGGAUCAACUGCAGUUAUGGUCGGAACUCCCCUAAGAUUGACGGGCCUGGAUCUUUGAAUGGUGCAGGAGUCGCUGAGAGCAGAGGGAUCGGUUUGAGGAUUAGGGAGGAGUCUCCGUUGACGAGGAAUCGCAGCGUGAAAUACUCUCCGAACAAUGUUGACAACGGCCUGCUAAGAUUUUACUUGACUCCAUCAAGGAGCUAUGGAAGUAAAUCUGUCAAGAGUAGGCUGCGGAAAGCACACACUUUAGCAAAGGGCGUUGUGUAAUGUGCUGUAUCUGUCAUCGAAAAAGAAUUCUGUGCUGUAAACUGUAAAGACAUGCAAAAUCUGUGUAUUUCUUUCUUCUUCCUGGUUAGUUAUAAGAACGGUGUAUGUCAUCAGUUCCCUUCUUCAAAUAGCAAAGAUGCAAUUGCCAACUCUUUGGCGACC